AUGGACGUCAACAGGAGACUGGGGGUGAGGGACACUGUGCUGGCGCUCCUGCUCGCCGUGCUCCAGGGAUUUCCUCUCGGGGAAACGGCCCCGAACCCGUCACCGCUGGUUGGGUCCAACUGGGGGAACCCGAGGAGAUACAUUCACCUGCAGACGUCCACAGAUCUCAACAAUUUCUACUUGGAGAUCAGAUUAGAUGGCACUGUGCGCAGAACUACAGUCAGGAGCUCAUACAGUGUGAUUUUACUGAGGGCUGAAACAAGGGAGCGCGUCGCCAUCCUCGGCGUCAAAAGCAGCCGUUACCUGUGUAUGGAUCUGGAGGGCAACCCAUUCAGCUCCCCCAUCUGUCUCAGAGACGACUGUCUGUUCAACCACAAACUCCUGGAGAACAACCGGGACGUGUACUACUCCAGCCGGACCGGCAUCCUGUUCAACCUGGAGGGCUCCCGGCAGGUGUUCACGGCGGGCCAGAACCUGCCGCAGACCUCCCUCUUCCUGCCCAAGAAGAACACGGUGCCGCUGGAGCGCCUCCUGCUGCACCGGGAGAAGAGGAAUCAGGUUGUGGAUCCCUCCGAUCCGCACAACGUCUACCUGGGUCAGACCGAGGAGGGCUCGGACUCCCGGGCCGUGCCGGAGGACGACGCCGAUCUGGAGGUGGAGACCGAGUUGGAGGCCGGGGACGAUGGGCGCAACGUGUCCCGGGAGACGCCGCUGGCUCCGGCCACCCACGACCCCUGGAACGUGCACUCAUCCAACCCGGGCAGCCCUCGCAGCACCGGGACCAUGGGCUGAUCAUAGUGGUGGCUGAAAUGGACAAAAAAGUUUUUACAGCUGGUCUGAGAAACUCACAUUUCAAAGAGACACUGACGUUAUCGGAAGACAGAAGCCUAACUUAGCUUACCUCCGGAGGACUGAAGGCUUUGUCUACUGAUAUGUAACUGGGCAGACAUGAUUUUAAACCAAAAUAUAUAUAUAUAUGAAUAUACUUAAGAGUUGCAAUUAAUAGAGUUAAGGUUUAGGUUUUACCUUUGUUUUAAAGUCCUAUGUUUACUGACUUAGAAAUUUAUGUAUGUAUAUUUUUUGAGUUUGAACUUAUUCCAAAAAUGUUUCAAAACUACAAUCACACUAUACUACAAUUGCAGUAUUUGUUGUGUUUGUGUAUGUGCAUUUGUACAAACUAACUCCUGACUUGAAUUAAUAUAACUACAGGGUAAACAGCCUUUACAAAGUAGAAAUCUUGAUAUCAAAUCUGAACUAUUGCUAUGUGAUUUUUACAGGUGCUGGGCACCACCAGCAAACACUAAAACCAGUCCCAAAGAGUAUUUAUUUAUUUAAUUCCAUUCCUUUAUUGUUAUUUAUGGUAUUUAUGAGGAUACUUUACAGUAAAAUGUACAUAUAAGAAACCGUGGAUCUUUGAAUGUAUAAGUUGGAGUUGUGGAUAAAGUGUUUGGGACAAAUUAAACCUUAAAGAAAAUAUGUUUCGUGUGGUGUGUCUUUUAUAUGUGUGAGGAUGUUCAAGCGUUUGUGUGCUAAUUUGG
This is a messenger RNA of Plectropomus leopardus (leopard coralgrouper), 1538 nucleotides long. It is a transcript of the gene fgf23, whose product is annotated as fibroblast growth factor 23. NCBI's taxonomy places the organism in Eukaryota, Metazoa, Chordata, Actinopteri, Perciformes, Serranidae. The record is from RefSeq and is a predicted model, not a curated record. Gene Ontology annotation, molecular function: growth factor activity.